This is a messenger RNA of Hypomesus transpacificus, 2152 nucleotides long. RefSeq names its product eukaryotic translation initiation factor 4E type 3-like. Gene Ontology annotation, biological process: translational initiation. Gene Ontology annotation, cellular component: eukaryotic translation initiation factor 4F complex. The coding region runs from base 299 to 1114 and encodes 271 amino acids. Gene Ontology annotation, molecular function: translation initiation factor activity; RNA 7-methylguanosine cap binding. NCBI's taxonomy places the organism in Eukaryota, Metazoa, Chordata, Actinopteri, Osmeriformes, Osmeridae. The transcript is spliced from 8 exons. The record is from RefSeq and is a predicted model, not a curated record.
UCAAUGCGCUCUCGGUUUAUGUCACGGGUGCGAGGAAUUUCUAGAACGAACUCGUUCCAUGCCACCGGACUUUCAUAGCCAAGCAGCCAUAAUUUAAGUAUACAGUAUCCGUUUUACGACAAAAAAUAGCGUAUUUGCUUUUCCUGUAACGUUGGUACUGAAGUUCUGAUAAAAAAAAAGCUGGUGCGACUCAUCAUGCCUUAUGGCAGCUUUAUCGAUUGCAGAAAUGAACAUGCAGUCCACCAGCGACUGAUUUAACGAGAGCGCUGAGGAGCCGUAGAACGUAAACGCAAUUCAUAUGCUACGUCAUCUGUUGUUGUGGUGGCGGCAGGCCGGUGAAGCGGCGAAUGAGUCAGCAGCAGCAGAAGAACUAGCCUUUCACAAAGGUGGAAGAGGUCUCUCCGGUAAAGAAACCAAAUUGUGUUUUUUAAUCACUGUUAUGGCAGUCCCUGCUGCUGCUAACAUGCAUUUGAGCACAUCAAGUCCAAACAGUUUGGUAAAGUCUCAGGACCUCAACAUCCAUAUUGAAGAAAGAGAAUUGGAAAUCAUAAACAGCGAUGAAAGCCACGGCACAACGCUUCCCUUGCAUUCUCCAUGGACUUUCUGGCUCGACAGAUCCCUACCAGGAACCACAGCAGCAGAAUGUGAAUCAAAUUUGAAAAAAAUCUACACAGUGCAAACUGUCCAGUGCUUUUGGAGAGUGUACAACAACAUACCUGGAGUGGCCAGCCUACCACUGAGAUGCAGCUAUCAUUUAAUGAGAGGAGAGAGAAGACCACUUUGGGAAGAAGAAAGCAAUGCUAAAGGAGGAGUUUGGAAGAUGAAAGUACCCAAAGACAGCACACCAGCUGUGUGGAAAGAGUUACUAUUGGCCACCAUUGGGGAGCAAUUUACAGAUUACUGUGCUUCAGAAGAUGAAGUUGUUGGGGUUAGUGUCAGUGUGCGUGACAGAGAGGAUGUAGUUCAGGUCUGGAAUGGAAAUGCUUCUUUUGCCAAUGAAGCAAACAUCCUAGGAAGAAUUUAUGAACUUCUUCCUCAAAUUUCUUUUAAAGCAGUAUUUUAUAAGCCACACGAGGAGCAUCAUGCUUUUGAAGGAGGUCGCUCAAGACAUUAGUAUUAUUUGCACAUUUGACACUUUAUUUUGAUGUGGUGUUUUAAAAGGAAAGGGGAAUACCUGUUUUCCUAGCCUGAGCACUGAUUUCAAAAAAAAAAAAAUUAUGUUAUACAAUAACUUAGUUUGGUCAGUACAUGGUUGUAUGUGUUUUAUAAAGAGACGUUUUGUGAAACAUCAUGUAAAGCAAGAUUUUUUUACACAUUUUAGGGUCGUUUCUGGUGCACGAAAGAUUAUGCCCUGACAAAGGCAUUUUAUCAGGGCAUUGCCAUUAGUUGUGUCCACCGGUUUAAUGUCCUAGAUAAAGCAGUCUGAUAUAUUGCACAUUGUUUUUGUUUGUUUGUUUUUGUCAUGCUGUUUGUUUGGGUAGGUGGAAAGGCUGUAAAUCUGACAGCUGUUACAAGUUGCUUUUUUAGUAAAGGCAUUUCAGUUAUCCUGAACAUCUUUCUGUUUGUCUUGAGAAAUGUAUAUGCAAAGGUAUCACCUUGACUUUAUUUUGUAAUAUGACUAGGCUAUUGCACAAACAUUCAGUUUUUGUUAAUGAAAUCUUAAGGUCCCUAUUUUUUAUGAGAUAUUUGAAGUUGAAUGAUAUGCCAAUUUACAAAUGAAAGGUACAAAAGGUACGUUUUUUCAGUAAAAAGACAAACGUUUGUCACCUAUAAACAUGUUGUGUAAGCUAAUAAAGUCCUCUGAAUAGUAUAGCAACACAGACAGCUCAGUGCCAGUGGAAUGUCAAUUUCAUUUUUUUUUGAGCAGUCCAUUGUCCUGUCCCAGUCAAUCACUUUCUGCGAAGUGGACCUUUCUCCUUGUCUAAUUUUGUGAAACCACUGUCAAUCAAACUUGAGCUGAAGAAAAGUGUGGAAGUUUAGACAAUAAUUACGAGUGCUGUUAGUCAUUUGAAUACAUUUUAAUAAGGUUACCAUCGCAGCUUUAAGCUGUUGGUUGUUUUACAUGUUUGUUUUUUUUGCAGAUUCGACAGUUUGGAUUCGAAUUGUUUGGUAUUUUGGUAUUUUUGCCAACAGAGUCGUUUUUUGAAAAGCU